UUGUUCGCGAUAAGCCCUCCACAAUAUAUCCUCGCCGUAGCCGACGAAACCACAUUUGCCUCUCUCUUUCCCUUCCUCUCUGUCUUUGUUUCUCUCUUCUACUUAUGGCGUCGCAGUUGCUCUCACGCGCCACUUACUUCGCUGGCGGCAUUCCCAGUCUCCGCAAGUUGCACAGAGAGACCACCACCACUAACAACCAUGUCGCCUUCGUCCACACCAGGCCCAUCGCCGAGGGAGCCAACUUGAUUUGGGGACGCCAAUUGCGGCCGUCUCUGCUUCUCGAUCACCUCUCGGCCAAACGGGAGACGGUUCGGCCAACCUAUGCCGCAGCCUCCUCUUCUCCCGCGGGAGGUAGCGAUUCUGCCGGGGAGGCGAAAGUUUCCCCGGCUGGUUUCUUCGAGAAGUAUCCGGCGUUGGUCACCGGAUUCUUCUUCUUCAUGUGGUACUUUUUGAACGUGAUUUUCAAUAUCCUCAACAAGAAGAUCUAUAAUUACUUCCCCUAUCCUUAUUUUGUAUCCGUGAUCCAUUUGUUGGUUGGGGUGGUGUACUGCUUGAUAAGCUGGGUUGUGGGUCUCCCCAAGCGAGCGCCUAUUGACUCAACACUCCUGAAGCUGCUGAUCCCUGUAGCUUUCUGUCACGCACUUGGCCACGUCACUAGCAAUGUCUCAUUCGCAGCUGUUGCUGUCUCAUUCACACACACAAUCAAAGCUUUGGAACCGUUCUUUAACGCCGCCGCUUCUCAAUUCAUUUUGGGGCAAUCCAUUCCCAUUACCUUGUGGCUUUCAUUGGCUCCCGUUGUCAUUGGUGUAUCAAUUGCAUCUUUGACUGAGCUUUCAUUCAACUGGACUGGCUUCAUUAGUGCUAUGAUUUCUAAUAUCUCAUUUACCUACAGAAGUAUUUAUUCAAAGAAAGCCAUGACUGACAUGGACAGCACCAACGUCUAUGCCUAUAUUUCUAUCAUCGCUCUCCUUUUCUGCAUUCCACCAGCUGUAAUUGUGGAGGGGCCUCAACUGCUGAAGUUUGGUUUCAAUGAUGCCAUAGCUAAAGUUGGUCUAACCAAAUUCGUCUCAGAUCUCUUCUGGGUGGGAAUGUUUUAUCACCUUUACAAUCAGUUAGCAACCAACACACUGGAGAGGGUGGCACCACUUACCCAUGCAGUUGGAAAUGUGCUGAAACGUGUAUUUGUGAUUGGAUUCUCCAUCAUUGUCUUUGGUAACAAAAUUUCAACACAGACUGGUAUUGGAACCUGCAUUGCAAUUGCAGGAGUUGCACUUUACUCUUUCAUCAAGGCUAAGAUGGAAGAAGAGAAACGACGAACAAAGGUGGCUUGAAGAAGCAGCAUUGGAGGUGAUGGGAAGCAUGGAAAUGAGGGGAGGAUCUGGUGUUGUAAAUUUUUAAAUAAUUCCAUCACCAAGAAAAGAAAAAAAAAAAAAUCCUAUUGCCAUGUAUCUGUUAUUUAAUUUUCCCUUUGACCGAUCAAUUGUUAUUGAUUCUGAGCUCAGACGUUUACUGAAUUUGUAAUUAUGAAUGCUUUCUCAUUUCAAGGCAUUUUUAUUGCCGCAAUGCAAAAACCUUUGCUUUCCAAUAA
Messenger RNA from Cucurbita moschata (crookneck pumpkin), 1588 nucleotides. RefSeq names its product triose phosphate/phosphate translocator, chloroplastic. Lineage: Eukaryota; Viridiplantae; Streptophyta; Magnoliopsida; Cucurbitales; Cucurbitaceae. The record is from RefSeq and is a predicted model, not a curated record. Gene Ontology annotation, biological process: transmembrane transport. The coding region runs from base 105 to 1331 and encodes 408 amino acids. Gene Ontology annotation, molecular function: antiporter activity. The transcript has 12 exons. Gene Ontology annotation, cellular component: membrane; Golgi apparatus.